AUGGCAAUUUUUCAUCUAAGUGUAAAACCUGUUAGCCGUAGUUCUGGUCGAACCUCAACGGCUGCAGCUGCCUAUCGUUCUGCCUCGCUCAUUCGAGAUGAGCGAACAGGCGAAACACACGACUAUCGGCGCAAAGAUGGAGUCGUGUAUUCUGCGAUCAUGACUCCAGAUGGCAGCACUAUCGCCAGGGGGGACCUGUGGAAUCUGGCAGAGGCGUCAGAACGCAGAAAGGAUUCCAGAACUGCCAGAGAAUACGAGAUUGCACUGCCUGCCGAACUGGAUCAGGAAGGACGGCAGAAUCUAGCGGAGGAAUUUGCCAGGCAUAUCAUGUCAAAAUAUGGAGUAGCCGUUGAUUUGUGCAUUCACGAGCCAGGCAAGGGCGAUGAU
Molecule: messenger RNA, 387 nt
Organism: Cylicocyclus nassatus
Lineage: Eukaryota; Metazoa; Nematoda; Chromadorea; Rhabditida; Strongylidae
Source: the annotation of a GenBank genome assembly